This is a messenger RNA of Rhipicephalus sanguineus (brown dog tick), 1846 nucleotides long. RefSeq lists its product as uncharacterized. Bases 1061 to 1798 code for a protein of 245 amino acids. The record is from RefSeq and is a predicted model, not a curated record. The transcript has a single exon. NCBI's taxonomy places the organism in Eukaryota, Metazoa, Arthropoda, Arachnida, Ixodida, Ixodidae.
GCAAAAGAGAGAAAGAAAUAGAGAGAAAUAAAAAAUAGAAGAAAGUGAAAGCGAGCAUCGCGUCAUCUAGCGACCAGAUACCGCACCACCUGGCCAAGCUGUGCAUGUGCAGUAGCUAAGCCACGCCCACCGACGGAGACAUUGCGCACAACCUCUGUAGUGCAUAUCCUCCGCUCUAUAGCACAUAGCCUGGCUGUGUCCGAUCGUGUCCAGAGUUGUGGGGCGUCCUAAGAAAGUGCGUACUCCCCAGGAGGAAGCCACGCAUCUCGAAGCUAGAUGUGUUGGUCGACGGGGAGUACGAGCGACGAGGGGCCCAUGCUUUGCUGUGCCGAGCUUUGUGCGACUUAGUGCAAACUGCCCGCAUUUUUUUCCAGCGGUCUACUACGUACUUAUAGUCGGCUACAGCUAAGCAAGAAGGGAGAGGCGCAGCCCAUGUGAUUGAAGCGCGGCAGCCGGUUUCCUCCGCAACUAUAGAAUUAGUCCAGCUCAUAUUUUCUGCCGUGCUCUCUGAUGUCAGGGUCACCAUCCUUCCGGCUCAUGACAUCAGUGUAGAGCGCAGGCUUGUGUGCAUCUGCUUUUGACGCGGCCGCUGCCUUCUAAAGUUGCACAGGACUGUGGAAUCCAUUCAGAGGUAAUUCUGGAGGUUAAUGUUUUGUGCCGAAAGGGGUGGGGCGGGGGGUGUAUCCCUCUCAAGUAGUGCCAACUACCCCAUACUGUGGAAAGAAAGUUUUCUGCCUCUACUAUACCAUCUCAUUCUGUAUCAUAACAUUAUUAAAUCAAGUAAAUAUGGUUUCUAACUGUUGUGAAGUUAGAGAAAAGUAAUUAAAAGUUUUUGUAGGAUGGCAGUCUUUUAAUUGUGUUAUGUACUAACGUCACAUGUACGUUCCAUCGCCUAUCACCCACGCAAGUAGCGGUGGCCUUAUCAUGAGUUAUCACUCAUGCUAUAAAAGGAGUGUGCGUCAAUAAGCCUACGUUCAUUUCCCCACUGGCCGUCCGACUGAUUUACUACAUUGGCGACGAAGCGGACCGGCCCAGCGAGGCCGCCGUUGAAGAAGGCGGGAUGGCUGUCGGCAAGAUCGGUGAGUAUUGCCUUGGCACGGACGCGUCUUGGGAUGAGUACGUCGAGCUGUUAGAAAUGUUUUGCAUCGUGAACAAUAUGACAACGGAGGAGCAGAAAAGAGCAGUUCUGCUGAGUUGUUGCUGCGAAGCAGCGUACGGGUUCAUCGUAAGCCUGGUGAAGCCAGUAAGACCGACCAUGGCAAGCUACGACAAAGUCAAGCCGACCGUUCGCAAGCACCUGCAUCUGAGGCCUUCCGAGCUGCACGCAAGGUUUUUGUUCUACAGAAGAAACCAGGCGGCUGAUGAAUUGGUGGCAGACUAUGUCACGGCUCUGCGGAAGCUAACUGAAGACUGCGGUUUCGGGGACAAGCAAUUACCACUGGAUAUCAUGAUGCGGGAUCGUUUCGUGUGCGGCAUCAGGAAAGAAGCAGUACAGCAGAGACUUCUCGCCGAGCACAACCUUACGUUCCAGGUCAUGUACAACAUGGCCGUGACAGCUGAAGCUACAGCAAAUCAGCAGUGCAACAUACGCAACCAGGGACGAGACGAGACAAAAGACAGCCAGCACCUAAUUCAAGCAACUAGCACAAAACAAAACACAGCGGCAGAAGAUUUCAGUUGCUAUCGCUGCAAAGGUAAGCACGCUCCGCAUUUAUGCAGUUUUAUAAAGGCGGCAUGUUUCAAGUGCAAAAAAAAACGGACACAUAGUGAAAGCCUGUCGUUCAAAAGACGAGGUUAGAAAGUUUCAAAAAAAAACUUCACACGAGCAGAAGAAGAAAGAAGCAAG